GUAGCCAGAAAAUCCACGCAGAGACCGAGGAAAGGAAACGUACGCUGACAAACCUCAACCUGCACCCGAGGGACCCAAACAGGUAAGAAGACCCUGCAGAGAUGAGUGAGAGAAAGCAUGACCUCUGACCUUUAAUGUGGGGUUAUUAUCCUUUUUUUUGUCUUAGAAGUAAUCACUGAUGUUUUAUCGCGUUGGAUUGACGGAAAAAAGAGGAGACAGAAGGAAACAUUUGAGUUGCAUCUUUCUAAAAGUCACUUCAUGUCAGUAUUAAGUGACAUAGAUUUAAAGAUGGGACCGCACGUAAAGAAAAGCACUUGAAUUUUACUCAGCACUCUGCAUUACUUGUCUAUGAUGUGGAGUCCAGGGUUUAGGUUUCGCCGCUGCUGUGACCCUCUGACCCUUGACAUCUACAUAACACUAAUAAUCGUAGCUUUUUUCUGCUGUUGGCCUCAGUGACAAACAGCGCUGUUAGAAUAAUCAAUGUAUCACCUCUAAAGAGGCAGCUUUAGACUUACAACAGGAGUUAAAUGAAGCAUGCUUGAGAGGCUUAAAUGCAGUCAUAAUGUAUGCACACACACCACAGAGAGCUGGAGGUGAAGUCUCUCCAUCCAAGGACCACUGUACACUUCACCUGUUUGUUUUUUUCAUGUGGCGUGUUGAUGUAAAGGAAAGGUCAUAAAUCGUUCAGAGUGAUUAGUCGUUAAUCAUUGAGGCCUGAUUUACUGCCGGGCUCUCAUGGGCUCUUUGAAUGAAGGGGGCAGAAAGCUGCUGUGUGUGUGUGUGUGUGCGUGCGUGCGUGUGUGUGUGUGGUUUAAGACCCAGAGUAAUGAGGGGUAUGUAGGGUGAGUGCAUGUUGGUUCAUCAGGGUCAGGCUUUAUGUCAGGAUUGUUUUUGCGGGUUUUAAUAUGCAUUGACAGAAAAAUACUUGUUUAGGGUGACAAAUGAAAAAAAAUCUUGAAUGUUAGUGAGUGUAUAAAAAAGAGAAGUACGGAUAAUAUUAUCUCACUGGCAGAGAGUUACAGAUAUCUACAGGCGGAUUUUGGUUUUAUUUGUUGAUUUAUAAUAGAAUUUAACAUCAGAUAAUAUUCGUAAUCACAUCUCAGAAGGUGACUCACAGUAAAUAUAUAUAACUGAGUUUGGUGAAAAGCCCAGAACACACAGAUCACAAAGGGAGUCACAAAGCUAAGGACAGCAUUUAAAUGGGUUGUCCUGGUCUGGUUCAAAGCCUUAAUUCACAUCACAUGCUGCCUAUUGAAGACUUCUCCACUUCUCACGACUCAAAUGGUUCAAUCUCUCCUCUCUGAAUUUACACACCAUAAAAAUAACUUCAAUCAAAAAAAGAUGAAACUCAUUCAUGGUCUUUUAAAUUACCAGUAUGAGUUGUUCUCUGUAAAAAAAAAAAUAGAAUAACGUUUUUGAGGAUAUGAUCUUAAAAGAGAUUAAUGUAACUGUAUUUUUUUAAUGAAUGUUGCUGCAGUGUGUAUUUUUCUAUAUCAGCACCGCCUGCUGAUAAUAUUUCCCUCAAGGCAUUUACGUGACAUUUUAACGAAGUUAAUCAACUUUGAGAUUAGCUGUCAUGCCUUUCUUUUACACCUAAUAAUUAGCAUUUGUGUUAAUGUUUGGCCUCAGGCUCACAUUUGAUUUAACCUUGAUAUAAACUCAACAAACUAAAGCCCCGUCUGGAAUUGAUUAUUGCAUAUACACUUGACGUCUGCAGGACGACGCUGGUGCAGAUCUUUUGAUAGUGGCCCUGAUGAAAUUUGGCUUUGACGUAAUGCUGUGUAAACCUUCCUGUGAUGUGAAACUGAUUUUGGGAGCUUUGAAAAUGUGCAGCAACUUUGUCUUCUGCUGGGUUUGAAAUGCGGAAAUUUUAGAGAUAUUAAACCUGCAAAAUGUAAAUUUGUGAUGUUAAAACACCCCAGUGCAGAGCGAUAGAUAUGUGGUAAUGACAACCUCAGAUUUUGAUAAAUAUUUCCCAUUUGGGUUGCAAAAGGAUGAUGAAAAGCAACAUCUGUUGGUGCUGUAUUUUCACGUGGGUAGACAGGAGAAGAAGAAGAUGCAGAGAGAGAUGAGACAACAAUAUAUUCUGUAAUUGAAUUUCGUGCUGAAAAGUUUAACUAAAGUGUUCAGGACCCUGCGGUGCAAGUCCCCUCAUAGAUUGAGGAAAACUCGUACUAAUAUUCAUACUAUUCCUUGAUUAGGAAAACUAUUAGAUGACUUAACAAAGCAACAAGUUUUAGGUCUCUGGGUUUUUUUUUUCUUCGCUAAAGUAAAACCACUCUCACUGACAUAAUUUAUUUCACCUGAGCAUAAUGAAUCCACCAAAAUACAAACUAACAGGACCUAUCAAUAGGAGAUGUUAGGAGAUUGCAUUGAAGAAAGUCUGUUUUUUUUAUGUUGUGACAAAGACGGCAGUUUGAAGCAACAUAGAUUACAUAGGCUGUUUUUAAGAGGUGUGGACACGAAUUUAAUUUAUUCAUAGAAACUCAAUCUAAACUGCCUUUGAGACAGACCCAUGAAGAGAUUGAAUUAUAGAGUUUUGGUUAACUUUAAGGGGAACUUUGGGAUGUUUAAACUUGGGCCCUAUUUUCCCAUGUGUUUGUGUGAAUUUGACUGAUGGAGGGAACAAUGUCUAGAAGUGGCACAGCAUUGAGGGAGAGCAAAGCAGCUGGCAGCAGCAACACAAGCUAGGAAGUAGCUUAACCGGACAAUUGAGCAUCGCCAGACUGCGUUCACUACAGGUGCAUUAUUUCACCACUGACAAGCUCAAAAUAUUAUUACAAGACCCAAGAACAGAUCAAAGGUUCUCCUUACCUUCCACUUGUGCCUGUCUGUGUACUAACAAAUCUCGUUUGAGACGAGACGUUCUGACAUCCCACAAGAUCUCACUUGUUGCAGGAGGACACAUGAGUGACACCAGGAGAGUCACUGACCAGUUGAUCACUUGUAAAUAGGUUUGUUGAUCCCUUUUGGUCCAUGAUGUAGACAGGAGAUGACCCAGUGGAAACCAUAGACUGUAAAUACUAUGGACAACUUGGUUCUUUCUUCUGCCAGUAUAUGGAUUUGAAGCCAAAAAGCUCUCGGUAUUUCCGGGUUUUUUCUCCACUCCCUGAAACCAACAUUGCACAGUAGCAUUGUACGCAUUUGGCCAGAGAGUUGCUAUGCUGACUCUUGACUCAAACAGCGUAUCCCCCGGGUGAACUAUGCAAUCUUCGUAUGCCCAUAGGCUGUAUCAAGUGUCAAUCAUAGAAAACAUGAGCUCCUUAAUAACUUUUAAAAAUACAGCUGCACAGAAAAAAACAAACUAAUUUCUAAAGUUUGUCCACAGCUCCAUAGAGAUUGCUGGAGGAGGCGGGAUUUAUGACCUAUACUGCAGCCUGUCACCAGAGGGUGCUGUUCUCGUGGUGGCUUUACUCAGCGAGGAGGCAGACAGUGUCCAUUCUUUAUACAGUCUAUGGUUGAAACAUGCUGAAAAGAGGCAUGUCACCACCUACUGUCGUGAAGGUGGAUACUCCCCUUUAUUUGAUUCUUUCAUGGUAAACAAGGACAAGGACAGUCAUCCAGUUAAAAUGUCUAAUUGAGCUAUGGCUGCAGCUUGACUUAACUGUGCAUGUAAACAUAAUUGCGGCACUUACUACACUUCCUCAAAAGUAAAAAAUUGUGAAAUUUAACGAUUAAUGUGUAAAAAAAGAUGCAAUAUUAACAUCAUAAUCAUAUAACACACUCGUUACCCAAACUGCACAUUUUUUUGUAUAUCCGUUAUGAGCCUUGUGUGUCUCUGGCUUGGAAAUCCCUUUGAUUCAUUUUGUUGUGCUGGUGACCUUCCGGUUUUCACUCACAGCCCAUAUUAGCCUGUGGAUAAACUUUCCUCACUCUAGGAAACAGCGCUCAUUCAAAGGCUGUUUGGGUAAAAUGGAAGAUGGGAGGAGCGUUGGAUCACAGGUUACACUGCUGGUGUGUGCAGCUCUGGUGUUAAUCCAAGGAUACAAUGUUCCUCACACAGCAGGGGGUCUGUCCAUCCUUUCAGCUGGGAGCGUUUCACAGAUGUUUCUUUGCUGACCCAAGUCACAUCUUCUUUCCUUUUCUUUAUAUUCAUAUAAUUACAGAAAUGACCCCUGCCUUAUGCACUUGAUGCAGUUUAUUUUUCACAGCUGAUUACGUGAGAGUUUGACUCAUGAGGGGAAAAAACCACUGGGGAGAGGCCUUUAUUCCUCUGGAGGCUUCUUGAGUUGUUUUCCUGCAGUCCUAGUUACAAAGAAUUGAGAAAAUAUGUAUUGACCAAAUUUGUCAUGGAUACAAAUAUGUUUGAAAUGCAGCUCGGUGUGUCCUAUUGAUUAAGCCAUCCCAUUAAACACUGUAGGAGACCAUUAUUAAUUGAGGCCAUUUUCUACACAUGACAAAUGGAGAUUAUAAAAAAUUGCUGAGGUGUCAAACUCAAUCAUAGAGGGAGACAAAAUUCAAAAUACCAUCUAAGUUGUGGGCCAAACAGGAUUAAAUGAAUAUUCAGAAGCUGACCAUGUUAAAUCAGAGCUACAAAUUUGAAGAACCAGACUAGAACUACAUUCUCCAUAAAAAAUUGAAGAAAAGUUUUUUUUUUUUUCUUCAACAGUAACAUCAAAGAAAAUGAGAGUAUUUCAAAUGUGAAAAAUUUGUUUGUAAGCAGAGCUGGGGCGUUGUGUCAGGAAUGAGGAGUGGGAACUGUGUGGGCCCCACAGAGUCAUACUGUGCCUUGAGUUUGCCGUUAUACUGAAGUUCUAUCAGCUCAGUGCAAUGUGUGCUCGGUUUAUCAGCAGAAUGAGAGUGAGAAUUUGACACCCUGAUACAAGAGUUAUAGUGUUAUUUAUUGGCUAUAAAGUGCCCAGAUCUAUUGGCCUGAAAGGCAAACACAUUAUAUUUUUAUCAUUUAUCAUUUUAUUUUUAUUAUCAGAUUGAUGAGAUGAGAUAGGAAAAAAGUUCAAAGUUGAGGGGUUUUCGUGAAUGUCCUCUUCAUCUCCCUCCAUCAAACUGGACAAAUGACCACAUACUGUGAGUGGAGGUGUUAUAAACUGAUGUCACACCCUUAUGUGUGUAUUUGAACUGUGUUACCUGAGUUGGGUCUGAGUUUAAGUUAUCCAUCUUGAUAAUAUGAAUAUCUUGCUCCAUACAGGGCUGUAAUGUAGUGGUAAUUAGUGUUUCUUCAAGUGUCGCGCUCUAUAGCAGCAAAAGCUGUGGGCUGCUACUGUAUUAGUUACAAAGCCAAAGUGGGCUAAUCACAGCGAUUCCCAACUUAAAUCUCAUAUGAAAGCAAUGUGCCCACUACAAAAUGACUGAAAUAAACUGUAAAUAAAUAAAUCUAAAUGAAAUCUUUACGAGUUUUUAUGUCCAUCACAACUAAGAUUUUUAAAAAAUGUUACGUCACCAAUUGCUGAUUAAAAAAAGUCAUGAUUUAUUUAUUUGCCCACCGUCAUUACAUUUAAGCUUUCAUUGGCCAUUAAUUAGUGCAGUUUUAAACUACUAGAUUAACAAAAACGUGGAGUUGGCUUUUGCUCCAAAGUUAAUUCAGAUUGGAAACUUCCAUCCAAAAGGAGUCGGGGCCACAACAUGAAGGCAGAGAAUCUGAAUGGAUAGCUGCCAUCUUUGGAGGGGGUGAGCAAGGGGGUAUUUCAAUCUAGAUUCUGGUUGCUAGAUAUAAACUCACAUGUUUACACACUGUAGACUUCUUUAAACGAAGGGAAUGUGAUCUAGUCUUGGUGCUUUCGGAAAGAUCAGACUGAGAAGAUGAUUCAUAUUGUUGAGAAUUCAGAGGGAAAUACACAAUGUUUAAAGAUGAAUUAGUCUACGCUGGAAGCUGCAUUCAAUAAAACCAUUUGAUAAUAUAAGAAGACAACAAACAGCACUUUUCUGACAGAACUGUGGUUUUGGUCAGUACUUGAAUUUUACCUUUUGUCUUCUAGUGGCUAGUGAUACAUUCAAAACAAGGAGCACAAUGAUGGAUAUCAUCCUUUCAAAAACACCACUUUUGCUCCACAUAGUAAAACCCUAAAAAUGGCAGACGGCCUAUGGUCCUGAGUGAAAUGAUUGAACAAAACUGUUACCAGAAUAAAUGGGUUUGUCAAAUCUUUGUGUCACAGUCCAGCAAACACCAAAAGUUAAAAACCCCACCUUUAGCCCUAAGCUGUCCAGUUGUUGAGUUAUUUUUUGAUUUUUGUUCGACGGAACUCAGAGAUCUGGAAAGAAAAACUAUCACAUCACAGCUCUUUUCUUUUGGAAAACUCAAUAUACCAUUAUUUUGUUUUGACUAGUGAAAGCAGGAGGUGUAAUAACAGAACUGAUAGCACCAAUUUUAGUGUCACUGCACACCUGGAUUGAAUGCACCCAUUAGUGUUGUUACUGGAUACACCUGGGCUUGACGCAGGACCUGUUGGCUAUGAGUUUGGUCUAUGAGUCAUAUUAGAGAAAUAGAGGGUGAAGAAUGGAGCUCAAGCAAGUAAAUGGCAGUUUUGUGCAGGUAGGAUCAAAAGGUAAAAAAAGAUGCCUGAAGGUUAUAAUUUCUCAUCUUUACUCAUACCACAUGAAAAUCAAUAUAUAAAGGUCUGAAAUGACCCUUGCCUUGAUGUAUAUGAACAUCUCCCAUCCAUUAAUGGACCUUAAAUGAUUAGAUGCAUUGGGAGGGUAAAUUGAUUUACAGGAGCGUGUCUCCCUGUAAUGACUCUGCUGCGACGUCACACCAACAGGGGACAUCUUGUGAAAGCACUGAUGGUUUCUUUUAAAGGUUUCCUUUGGCCUCACAAAGGUGAUGACGCCCACUCUAAAGAUAUAUUUGUAAAGUCAAAUGCAAGCUAUGACCAGGAGGCAGCGAGCAGGAUCAGGAAGGAAAACAGGAUUUUUGGUCACUGUUGUGGUCGUGCAGAUGUGCUGCCACUGGUUGGAAAGAUAUUUUGUGUUCUGUAAUCUGGAAAGAAUGAUAAUUGAAGGUAAAAGGGUUUACACAUAUCUCUUUUUCUUGAUUGGAAAUAAUUUUUAUUUAAGGUUACAGUGUGAUACUUGAAAACAAGGCAGAUGCAUGAGUAUCACACUGUAAACCCAAACAAGUUCAGAAAACUCAAAUUUUUUAUUGUAACAGAUUACAUAAGAACUUUUAAAUUAUGCUGAUAAAUUUUUUGAGUUACACUUAAUUUAAAAUAAAUAUGUGGUUGGUUGACUUAAUCUUUACUCCAAGCUCAAUCUAUUUUUUUUUAAAUUCCUCUAACUUUAUAUAUAUGUCUUUUCACAAUUAAAUGAUUUAACUGAACGAUACUUUUAAAAACUAAAUUACAUUUCUAUUUCUUGUAUUUUUUUUUAAAAAUGGGAACAGUACAUAUUGAUGAAGAUUUACAUGUAAAUAUGUGGUAUUACAGCCAAUUGGCUAAUUUCCAUCCCCAGUCCCAUGUGCAGGUUGAUGUUAAACAUAAAAGCAAUAAUGUUACAAAUGUACAAACAACAUGACUAAGACAGUAAAACAAUGCACUGACAACAUACUCAUAAAAUACAUAUACAACGUACACAGACCAAAAACUAAGUGAUCAAUAGUAAGGGGACCAAAAAGAUUAAAAGAGAAUUGGAAAGUGCUAACGUGCUAAUUAAAGUAUCAUGUGUGUUUCAAGUGCCAUUUGCUACAGUACAGCUUGUUAAAAUGACGAGUGCAUAAGUGCGAAAUUACAUUGAAUUGCACGAUGCACGGUACAGUGCAAGAUUUAAUUGAAUUGCACGAUGCCUAUAGCACACGAUUGCACUAGCAGAUGUGUGUCUAAAAUUGCACAUGGUUUGUAUACAUAAAUGUAUUAUGUAUACCCUUUAGUAACAAAUUUGCAUACAUGAAUGAGAAUAUGUACGCCAGAACAAAUUAAGAGUGGUACCCCAAAGCAAUUAGCCAAUUAGACAUGACAAAAAUAUAGACUUAACUGUAAACAUUGUAUUAAAUCAAUAGUAUCUACUCAAAAUAUUACAUCCUUAAUGAACUCAGAAUAUUAACCACUUGCCAACUUAAAAUGUACAACACGCUGUUUGUAAUGCUCAAAGGUAAAAAAAAUAAGCAUGAAAUUGUGUAUUACUUUUCACUAAAUUGAAUCCAGUUGUGACACCAGUAAAUAAAGCCUCUUGUGCAUUUUAGUACUGAUUUUGUCCCGUUCAAAUUAUGUAAGAGAGGCAAUUAAGUGUUAGACAAAAGAAGAGAAAGGGAAAAGGUGGGUGAAGAAGUGGGUGCAAGUGAGACGUAAAGAAAUAGAAAUAAAUGUGCAGGUAUUGACGUAUACAUCAGUGCGUAGACAGGUAAAAUGUUGCUCCGAGAGAAAGUUAAUAUAAUGAUUGGAUAUUUUUACAAACUUGAUCAGUAAUAUAGAUCUUAUUGUCUUAAAAUGUGUCACAUCUAUGUCCACUCUGCCAUUUGCCAGUUAAGCUAUCAACGUUAAAACAAAGGAGCUCAUUGUAUUUUGAGUGGGCCUGAGACAAGCUGUCAGUCAAAAUGACUUUCCUGACAGAUAAAGUAGUCCUCUGUGAGGCUCCAGGCAGAAGACUAAAUAACAUUUAAUUACCUGUCAAAGUGACUCAUCAGCGAACAAAGCCAACAUCAUGAAUACACUCUAUUCAUUCAUUAUUUGGUUUGUUGUCUUUAAUAUGCCGGGCACUCUCUCUUUUAGCAGUGGGAAGUUAUUGUUCGUCACUUUAAAACACAGCGCCCUAAUUAAAAACCGCACUUUAUUUGAUAAUUAUGCAGACAUGCAGAGUAAGUUUGUUUUCAUUGUUUACCAGAUCAUUAGUUAUACCAGUUCAUAUUUCAUAUUUACAGAUUCCCUCUAAAAUGUUAUAGAUAAAUUCAAUACAUAAGAGUCAUAGAGUUGUUUGAAAGAAGCACAAACACUGUUUUAUAUUGACCUCGACUGGAGGAGUUGGAGAUACACGGACCUUUUAAGUAGAUUCAACUUAGGUCUGGAAAAACCCUGAUUGAUAUAUUGUCAUGUUAACACAAUAUCAGAACACACAGUCAGGCUUGUGUUUUUCAAAUGUCAGUUCAAUUAAACAUAAAUCACAGAGUUGAAAACUGAAGAUCUGCAAAGAGAGUCGACAGCUUUUGCUUAUUUUUCACUCUUGACUCAAGUUUGACCUUUUCAUGAUCAUGUACAGUGUGAUCAAAAAUAUUCAGUAUUACCAGUAAGGUGCAUGAAAACCUAAAACACUAGACUGAAAUACAAUGAUAUAAACACAGCACAAUAUUCUGGCUGUGUAAUUCAAGAGUUUGUUGAUUUAAUAAAGGGAAAACUGAGUGUAAGGUUGGAUCUGAGAUAAUGUCAUUUCUGAUGUAGGAUGAGGUUACAGCACUGCUUACACUUUGUGCUGUGAUCAGACACUGUCACUGCAUCAGAUUUGGCAUGGGUUGAUCUCCAGACAUGGUAGACAUCAUGAUGGUACCUGACCAGUCACCACACCCAUUGUGAUGCUGUUGAAGGGAAGAGAGGCAGAGCUAGACGAUACCUAAGAAAGCUAACAGGAGUUACUCACAGAGCUGUAGGAGUGUGUCUGCUUUUUCCUGGCAAACAUGUCUCUUUUUUGCUGUCUAUUGUAGUCACCUCUCAAUGACUCAUCUUAAAGGCAGGGGUGUUGCUGCCAAAGCUCCACAAACUUUUUCAUCUCAUAAUUUUGUCCCAUCAAACCAGCUUCAUUAUUCCUCUUUUGUUUACACUUUGGACAUUUGUAGAGUGCUCUGAUUGUCUGUCACUGUGACAUACUAACACGAGAUGAAGCGAGUUGUCAUAAAAAAACAUCACAUUUACCUCACCCCUGAUUGAAGACAGUACUGAGAUAGCUGUAUAGAGUUAUAGAGAAUAUGAAUGAAAAAAAGGGUUAAAAAUGUAAUUUAUUGGCAUUUUAAACAUACAACUUAAGAUACCAUUAAUAACAAUAAACCUGAAAGUCAGAUGUGGACAUGAUUUGAAAAAGUAAUUUCUUAUCUUUUAAAAUUGUAGAAUGAAAAAAAUCACCCUCAGUUAUUAUGCAGUUGUCGAUCCCUUCUGAGCCACAAGUUUUUAGUUGUGUGGCAGAAACAGUGUUAUUAUGGGCUCACAGGUAAAAUGGGGAAGCAGUACAUGAGUGGAUUUUACAUUGUGCUGAUAAUCUCAUGUAAUACAGUAGUUAACAAGAGAACUCUCAAUACGGGGAUGUAAUGAAUGACUGUGAUUUCUGGCAGCUGUUUUGUCUCUUUAAGUCAACACUGAUGAUUUAAGCAGAGGUCCAACACCAAGCUCUCCUCAUUGACGAUGAAUUGUUGAGCAUAAGGAUGGUACACAAAACGAGACAAUCAUGUUGAUUUUAGCCAGAUGAUCCUGUGGUUUUCGGUGUGUGAAGAGGGAGUUUUUCCCUCUAUGAUUCACAUGGAAGACGCCCAACGUGCUGUUGUAGCUCUUAUUCCUCUCAUCUUUUAUUUAAGAUUUUUUAAUCUUAACUGAUUGUGAAAAUAUCAGAGACCCCCACACAUGAUGACAUAUGAGACCAGACGUGACAGUUUUGUCCCUGUGGUUUGUGGUGUGCAACAUUGUGGCAAACACAGCACACACCUCAGAUAAAGCUUCUUCUCACCAGCAACCAAAGUACUGACUGUCACAUCUAGGAAUUUUAUAAAAUUCUCUUGGUCAAACAAGACUGGUUAAUGCUUCAUUUAUGCUUUCUGUUUACUGUCGUUGCCAUGGCUGCAUUUAUCAGGCUUCCUUCUUCAGUCAGGUUGCCUCUUGAUUGGCUACCAUUUGUUUCACAUGACGAUGGACAUCAGAUUGUGAACAUUGAACAUGUUUGAUAUUCAUGAUUUCAAGUCGGUGAUGUAUAUGAAUCUUUAAAAAACGCAAAUAGGUUAAAGCUCUUUUGGGGAGUUUUCAAUGUUAUUUAAAUACUUUUAAAUUCAUGAAGAAGCCUUUUUAUGACGAACACCAGCAGAUAAGACUGUCAGUGACAAGAAUGUGACAACUUUUAUUUGGUCAUUUUAAUUUCUGAAAGCACAGGGGGCAGGUGUCAACUGAGCAGCCUGAAUAAAAGCUAUGUUUUUGCACUGAAAUAUUCACAAGUCAAAUAUCUGAGUGUCAAAAGUCAUCAGGACGCUAUUUUUGUCAGAAGACACUACUUGAGCAGGCAGAGGAGAAGAUAAAAGUUCCUCAUUGUAGCUUUAAUCUCUCAAACCUUGGGACAGAUUAAAUUUUCUUGACUCCACUACCCUCUCUUUGUGUUUAUUCAUUUCAUGGCCUGUUACAGAAUAAAAAGGUUUUUUUUGCAGCAUAUAGUGAUUCUUGAUCACAUACUGCCAUAUAAUAUAAGCAAUGAGAGACAAGUUCCGUUAUGAAGGCCACUUUCUGCUUCCCUGUGUGACUCCACUGUGUCCAAAUGUCCGAGCAGUUGUGCGUACACUUCCUACAAAGUCAGAGAAGUAACAGCCAGGUACAUGAUGUGCUGCUGUGAAAUUGACAAUAUUGUACAUUUAAGUGUCAUAAUAAAUCUCCAUCUCUGCUUUUAAAAAUAAAGCAUCGCUAAGAAGGAUGCAGACUUCUCCUCCGUUCAACCGCGCGUGAAUAAUCCGGCUUUAAGUCUCUCUUCAGCCUCAGAGUAAUUUAUUUUUUACUUCCUGCUCCUGAUUGGAAAAUGGCAAUAAUGGAGGAAAAUAAUGGUGGAAACAGUUGAUAAGGCAGCGUGAGGAGUUUGAGGAGUUUGAAGUCGAGUGAGUCACAAGCUGCUGGAUGACACGAUUUAGACUGGAGUUUACAGUUGAACGCCUCUUAAUUUUAACAGGAUAAAUUCAUGACUAAGAAUACCCUUAAAUCAGCAGCAUGGAGAUGGUCACUAUUUUUGACACUUUCCAAAGAGACAGACAGACAGAACCCAUGCUGUUCUGAUUUUAUAAGGCCUCUCUUUAGACAGUCCAUUCAUGUUUUACACCUCUUACUAUAACCUUUAUUGGUCACUCCUUUGUCGAAGUGUGAUUUCGAUUCUUAAAUAGCAAAACAAAUGGCACAAACUCACCCCGGUGUUAAGACGCUGAUCCUGAUACUAUAGAGAAACGUUUAUUGGACAGGAGGUUCCCUCCAUCUGAGAGCUGCUCCUCUAUCAUUAUCUCCUGGACUGUAAGACCUCCAUCAUCAGCAGCACCUCUGAGCUGCAGCAGACAGUAAUGACUUAAUUAACUGGUUUAUUUAGUGGUUAAUCAGUUAAUUAAAAGCAGAGUGAUUGAGUUUUAAAGGCUCUCGAGAGAGAACCUGGUAGACGUCAGUGAGAGACCACAGGAAAAAUCUGUCCAUUUUCAAGAGGGUUUUUCUACGUACAGAACUAUACAGACAGGAAACAGAUAAAGACUGUGUUAGGUUGCGUACCUGCGUAUGAACCUCUUUGUGUGCACAUCAGAUAAUCUGAGACAGACUGGAGUGACUGUAGCCAUGCUGCAUGUAUCCUGUUUUACGUAUUAAAUAGGAAAGUAAAAAAUAGAGACUGAUCAUAAUAUAAUAUAAUUAGGAAAAAAUUAACUUGGGGAUGUGGCCAGAGACUGUCUUAUUUUAAUCAGGAGGUUGGCUGCUCUGUCCCAGCACCAACACUCAUACCAAAGUGUCCGUGGGCAAUACACUGACCUUAAACUGCUCCUGCUGAGUCAGCAGUGUGAAUGUGUAUGAAUAGAAUUGGAUAAUACUGAUGGUCCCCUACUAUAUCAUCCAGUGCCAUUUUAGGGUGAGGCUGUAAGUACCUGUCAGUUGUAGUCCUAUAACCCGCAGUGGUUAGCGCGACCACUUUGUUAAUAAGCCAGAGAACCAGACAGGGAGGUAAGGUCCUUACACACCACCGCCAACGUAAAUAUAGCACGGAAUUACGAAAUAUUUGAAGGAGAAUUUUAACGCGCCUGACUGAUCAACGCGCCUGAUCAAGCCCGGUGCGAUUUUGCGGCUUUCCGGGUGGAAGCGAGAAGAUUGACACGACAGCAGACUGACUGUUUUUCAGUUCUGAUUAGACACUAGUGUUGAGAUGGCUUUCUGUAGCAUGUAGCAUACUAUUCUACUGGACUAUAGAAAGUAUUUACUGAGUCAAGGCCAGUAGCAGAUAAGCACAUUAAAUUAUAAUCCAAAAACGUAAGGUAACAACUGAGACCAAACGGUGCUGUGACAGCAAUGCGAUUGAGUUUGAGACAGUGAAAAUACAUAUGGUAAGUUGUAUCUGAACAGGUUAGCUUAUGAGCUAAAGUUACUUAGCACAGAUGAAAGUUAAAACAAAGACGUUUAGCAAACUGUUAAAGCACAUAAACCAUCAUCAUAUGAGAAAUCCGACGCUAUGACUCUCCACAAGUUGUCCUUUAGGUUGUUAUCUUUGUAAUGUUUGUGUCUUUUAUCAAAAAGCACUCUGUUCUCCGACACAUAAACAAUCAGCCGGUCGGCCAUGUUGGAUAUACCGGUGAAUCAGACGUUGCAACAAAACACAAUCUGAUUGGUCAGAAGUGGACACACAGUAUGCGGAACUUUAGAAAAAUUGACCAUGAUCCAAAAAAAUUAAUUCUGCAAUAUGGCAGGACGGCAAAAUGUCGCUGAUGUGAACGCUUGUAUUGACAGGAUACAGGUUCGAAAAAAGAUAUUGACGUCCGAAAUAAUCGCACGUAAAAAGCGGUCCUGGUGUGAAAGGACCUGUAGGCUUUCAACUGCUGCAGACAGGGUAAACUCAACCAUGCAACGUAGCUUAUUUAAUGAAAGUCUGAGGCAAACACCAAUCUGGGUAAAUUAUAAGCUUUAUUAAAGCUCAUUCAUAUUUGCUCUGUUAAUUGGUGCAACACAUUUUCCUCUGCCUGUAGUGCACUCAUCAGGGGUUCAUGUUUACUACGGUCAGUUUAACUUUUUUGUACACUUAUCUUCUUAUUUCAGCUCAGUCUUCUCAUUCAGCAGCUAACACAGGGCAUUACAAUAAGGUAGAUGUAUUGUGCGUACCAUUGGUUUUGUAAUUCUUAAAUAGAAUAAUGAUUAAAGUCAAAAACUUACUUUCAAAAAGCACAUUUAUUUGGUUUGUCUGGUUCUCUGAUUUGACAAAACCAGUGCUGUUGUGGACUGAACCAGCCUAAAGGAUCAUUGCUUUUAUAUCACUAUGUUCAAUGUCUUUUUUUUUAGAAUAUUAUUGCUACUGCAUGCUUUUAGUGCCCAUAUAGGCAGUAUUUUGGACUCUUACAAUGAAAGGAGAAUUAAAAAUCUGUUUUUAAGUAACUGUUUGAUGACACUUGUCAAAUGUUUACACCAAUGUGGACAUUUCUAAGAACAUUGCUGUACUGUGCAUUCUGGCCUAAUCCAUGUAAAUUGAGCUUUAAAUCACUGGAGAUGGAGAUAUUCCAGUAUGGAUUCUGAGGUGGAGAAUUUAAAAAACUAAAACAGAAGUCUAGAGAAGCACUUAUGUCUCACAUAAAGAAAUUGUUGUUGCACUGUGCAUGUGCAAAGGUGUUAAGCUUGUGGUUUAUGUCUGUACUGUUAGGUUAAAUAACAUACUAACAGGGAAACCUAGCUGCUGCAUCAUUGUACUGUGGUGUGGGCACAAAGAAAUAUAACACACUCAGUAGUUUCUAUUUUUCCACUCAGUUCAAAGUUUUUAUUACACUGUAUGGAACUGCCAGCUGCUAAAAGAGACAUUCAAUGUGUUGUAAUGCAAAAUCAAAUGACGCAAAGUACAAAAGCUGCAGCUCCUCCAGUGUCCACUUGAGGGAGACUCCAAAAGCCAGCCCCCAUGAGUUCCCUCAUUUUAAUGGCCAUUUUUACAGCAGAAUUAAACUUUUGCAGCCAGGUUCAACAUUGGUUUUUGAAUUUUCUCAAAGUUAUGACUUUAUAAAGGUAAAGGUCAAAAACUUUGGUGCGCAGCCAGGGGUCUGAACUCCCUUAAGGAAGGUGCCAGAGAUCUGCUCUGAGUUUAUUGAAUAUUUAGGUUAACUUACUGAAUAAGACUCUGUGACACACUUGUUGGACAGUUUUUUCUGUGAAAAAAAAAAGAUUAAAAAGCCAAAUUUUCCUUGGGAGGGCCUUUGGGGUCAUUGUUUUCCAGGAUACAAGAAAGGAGGCUCCGAGAACAAGAAUCAUCAGCUAUUUGUCCUGGUGCUUUAUUUUGCAAUGAAAACCAAAAAAAAAAAAAACUGAGAAAAUGAGAAAACCCUAGCAGAAAAGAAAGCAUACAUACCAUUUGGUUAAGGACAUUGUUACGUAAAUGUUCACUUUCAUGUUUCUGAGAUGUAUAGAAUGCAAUGUCUGGUUGGUGACGUCUCAGUGUGUCCCUCUACUUAAGAGCAGUAAGACAGUAAGACUAGGGUCUUCAUUGCCAAACACAUGUUGAUAUAUACCAUUUAUUUGGACAAAUAAACAGUUAAGACAAGCAUUGAAUCAGGCCCCACCCUGAUAGUGUUCAAUGGCAAAUGAAGCUAUAAAUUAGGCCUAAAACUGUCUCGUGUGUGGUCAAACUAAACAGAGCAACAUUUCCCAGAUUCACAGUAUAUCAAAAGUAAAUGAAGUUUCAUUUAAUCAAACAAACUCACCCAAAAAUCAACAUAAGCACUGAACUGAAUGAUAUAUUCUGUAAGUUAGUUGGCAGCCUGAUAGCUUGACGAAAAUGCUGUCUUAUAGGCUCCAAAAUCUCCCCUGAAAGUUGGGUGUUUUUAACAAACUCAACACAAAUUCAGGACCAAAAGCUGACAGAGUGGAGGAGUUUUGCGGACAUAUCUAAUAUCAUAUAGGUUCCCAUAAAAAUGAGUGAACUUAUGGUUGUCCCACCUCUGUAUACAUAUGCAUAAAAGCUACAAAGAGCGAUUCCAUAGAGAUUAAAUCCAUGUUUUCAACGUUGCCAAGCAUGGCUGCAGACCUAAAUGACUGGAUUUGUUUGUCCUAAUUCAUUUCCAAACAAAGAUGCAGCGUGUGUACGUGUCCUCUGGUCACGCCUCAUUAGAAGACAGAGAGGAGAGGAUGUGAAGUCUCCUUCAUGCAUGAUCCUUAAUGAUGGCAGAUAAUGUUUUAAGCCAAGAGUCAAUAACAAGAAGAUGGAGAAAGGAGACACAUUUUGACUAAAUGAACACGCCCAAGCUGUCUAACUAAAUCUACUUCCAUCUGUUAAUCUGGUCCCGCCCAAAGCCGUCCCAUAACGCUGCUCUGUUGUCCUUCACUGACAAAUGGAAGAAGAGAGUCCUAACACUCACUUCUAUUGUUCCAACCCCUAAACUGAUUAAUGAAGAUAAAUAAUGAUUAAUUUUCAUUAGUUUUACCAGAGCUGUUAUUAAAGGGAUUGGACUGAACUGAAGUGCAAUCACACUUUUAUCAGUUUUUAAUUACUCUGAAUAAAUCUCCCAAUUUCUAAGACGUAUUUGAAUGAAAAUGAAUUAAUUGUACUUUCUGCCAAAUUAGUUUAAAUGAUAAUGACAACCUAAAGGUAAGGGAGCAAUGUAGAAAAGUGUGUUAUGAAUGUGCUGUGUAGAGGGCACCCACAGUGUCUGGAUAAGGCGUGUGUGUGUGUUUAGUUGUAUUUGUGUGUUUGUGUUGAGCUAUCCUUGUCUGUCUGAUUGCUGUGUGUGUGUGUGUAUAUUGUGCACGUUUUUGAGCAUGUGUAUGUUUGUCAGAAACAAACAAUGACUCAGUUUGUUGCCAGCGGUGUUAAUUGAGGCAUCAAUUAAAGGAGUUAACGAGUUUGCUUAAUGAGAUGAAAACUCUGGUCGUGUUUCUGACGUCAGACUCACCAGACUGGGCUGUUCCCACCAGAAUAAGGUCAAAUCCUUUUUUUUUUUCCUUCCCUCUCUUCUGUUGACUCUCCAAGUCUCUCUGAUUCGUGCUUCCAUCCUGCUGUUCUCUACGGCUCCUCUCCUUUUCCAACUCUUAUUUUCUCUGUCCAGUUUCAGAGUCCUUAAUACAAAUGCCCAUACAUUUCCAGACUUGCUUCAGGGCUGUUGCAAUAUACUGGUAUCACAUAACAAUCUUUUUAAAAUAAUAAAAUACUGAUACUGUGUUUAAAAUAAGCAUGUGCGAAUACUGUAAGGUCAUUGCAGUGGUCAUUUUUGCUGGCGGCAUAAAGCAGAUAGACAAGACAAAGCAGCAGUAGCUAGCGAGGUAGCGGUAACAGCAUUCUGAGAGUUGAUUGGACAAUUUCAAAACAUUACAAUUUAACAAUAUAUUGUAAACCUGACAACAACUUCAGAGCUUAUUUCUUUUGGGAUUUCUAAUGAGUUGAUUAUUCAUACUUUCUUAUUGUUCUUUUAACAGUUUUUAUUGAGUUCUUAACUAAAGACCUACCAGAAGUACCAUUUAUUUCAAAUUAAAAGCACAGUGUUACAAUGCAGGAAAAAAUAAAUAAAAGGAAAGCCUGAUAAGUAAUUCUUUCAUGAUCAGUGUUAGGAGAAUUUUCUUCAGCCAAUCCCAUCAGCCUUUAGGGUGGUGGAGGUUUGUAACUCAGAUACCAUGGAUAUGUUGGUGCUAGAUUCCUGGAGCCACGGGCCUCCAACAACCAUCCUCAACAAGGACCUUGUACACAGGUUCAGUUCCCAGAAUAUGUUGUGCUAUGGUAUUCUCCUAUAUGGGCUCUCCAUAUGUUUAACUAAGGCUCCUUAAAAUAUGUUGUUCUUUGUUAUUACCCUACAUGGACUCUUCUUCAGGUCAACUAAAUGCCAGCAGAAUGCUUGGAAACAUAUAUAUACCUGAACAGUCUCAAACCAGACUUUCUUACACUUGUUGCAUGAUCUGCAACCAGUAAACCUUGUCAAAACGAUCAUUCAUGUGGACCUUCUAUUCUCCCAAGUGUGAACCUGGGCUAGGCAUCCUUACAAUCAGUUUGCAGGAAACUGAAAAAAUACAGCAAGACUCAUAGUCUCAGGAGACAGUGGUUAGCAAGCAUGUUUUGCUAGUUUUCAGCUUCCUGUUAGGUGCUAGCAUGAGUUCACCUUUUAUCUGUACAAUAUAAUUUGCUUUGAGACGAGAAUAACAUUAAAAAUGUUGCUUUUAUUGUAAUGCUAAGAAAAAUAGGCUACCUAUAUAAACAGUUCUGAUCGAGUUAUGACCACCUUACUCCACAUGAACAAGAUCACAUGAGCACAAACAAAACUCUCAGAAGUUUGUUAAGAGUUUGGAAAUGAGUAUGUGACUUUGAAAAUCUUUUUAAUUGUCAUUUGGUGCAAAGUCAGCAAAUAUAUUGCUGAAGUUAUGUGUUGCUUUUGUAACUUUUUGCUGAGUUAAGCUUUUGUUUGGAGGCAUUACAAUUUUGCAAGCAAAGUUACAACAAUGACUUAUCAGCUUUCCUGUUUGCCUUGCUUACUGUCCUGGUGCCAAGCUCCAAAGACGUUUUUGUGUGUCAUUAAUUUGUUCGGUCAGCCCUACUGCUGAGACAUACUGUUAUCAGGCCACUACUACUGUUCUGUUUUUAAAGACCAAGAAUGGUAGACCUUGAUUUUUUUCAUCCUUGAUUAGUAGGUCCAAAGAGAGGUCUUGUGACAAUAAUCCAGAAAUCAGAGUUUCCAGUUUCUGUGUAUUUUCCUGAAUUUGACGCAGAUUUGGUAUAUUUUUAGUGUUACACUGGCAUUUAAAGUCCAGUUUGUUUAUGUAUAUCCUUCAAACUGCACAGUAAGUGAAAGCGUAAGUGCUCCAGUCAGACCUAACUGCAUUACAGAAUCAAAAAGAUAAACCAUGUUAUGAGUAUGACGCAUUAAAGCGUGUUGUUGACGUUGAUGUGUGUAUUUGCUCUGCACUUUGUCUUGCAGCAGCCGGUAGGACCAUGAAGACUGUGUUGGCUCUGCUGCUGCUCUGUCUGUGUCAUCCCGUACAGAGUGACUGCCAGACAGACUGCCUGUCCUGCAGCAACAUCCUGCCCAAACAGCUCAGUUUCAACACGAUGGUGAGCGGUCCAGCACACAAAUACAAACACACAAACCACAAGGUCUGAUUAAAUUAUAGGGGAAACUGCAGGAGUUGAAACAAAGCUAGAGUCGAAUUAAUAUCCUGUCUACUGUCUCUCUGAUUUAAAGGGUCAACAGCAAUGAAGAGGAGAUGAAAAUAAAGUAUAAGAAGCACAGGUGGAAAAAAAAUAAAAAAAAUAAAAACUUAAGUCUAAGGUGAAUGCAUCUGCGUUUGUUCAAUUAUUGUGCUUGUAGCUUUACUGUAGAAGAAGAUUACCAUGACUUAGUUAGAGUUUUGGCUGUGAAAAUGAUAAAAGUGGUGAAUAAGCUAAAGAAAACCAUGCCCUGGUACAUUGUGGUGUUUUUCAAAUUUAAGUCCCUGUCAUAGUAUGAGAACUACAACUGUGUUGAAUUCAUUUGAAUGGCCUUUCUUUCUGUCUGCUCAGCUAAAUGACAGUGUUGCUUUGCUUGUGGUAAGUGGUGAAAGACUAAAUUAGCACUGAGGUUUAAUGACUCAGAACAGUAAGUUAUAAGGCAUGGACCAAUACUGCUGCCAUCUGUUGGCUGCUGGUGAGUACUGUUGUUUGGGGCACACUUUUCUCCUGUGUCCCAACAUGUUUACUUAUUGAAUAUGAGCAAAUGUGACCAAUCAGUCACCUUACACAUACAGAACAUAUUCUAUCUACAUCUUAAGUACAGAUAAUAGGCCGACCUGUCAAUUAAAUUGGCCAUGCUCCUUAUCAUGCACAUCUAUGUAUUUCUGUCAGCUGUCUAAUUGUCAAAGGGAUGCUGAUACAAAAUUGGACAUUAACCCCAAUACAUAUUUUACAGAUACAACUUCCGACAGACCAAAUGCAGCUUGUAAAUAUGUGCAAAGUUUCGUAUGGACUGUGGGUCUUAGGCUCUUCUUGGCUUUAGGUGGACACUUAAGGAACCACAUUUUUUCCCCUUCCACUGCCCUGAAAUAUUACUCAGCAAAUUCUCCAUCCAGAAAAACAAAACAAACUACUCUCUUACAUAAAAACACAAACUCAUACAUACAAAAUCACCCGAAGCCCUUCAAAUUUGUUAAGAAAAUAGAUGGAGGCCUCUAACCCCACCUCACUCCCAUUUGUUUGCACCCCCCCCCCCCCCCCAACUGAAUCUGACUCAACAAAUAACCCUUUUGGCAUUUGAGUUUUAAUUUGUUGUUGCUAAUUGAUUCCUGAGGAUAGAUGUGUGUUUCUCCUCUCAGUGAGUAUUUGUUUCUCUCUGGUUAAUGACAUGCAAGCUUCUCUGACUUUUUUGUGAGCACAAAAGGCAAGAGAAGAAAUUUUAGCACACGUUUUAAAAUAUCACACUAAGCAGUUAUUGUUAGGGACCCCAGGUUAGUUAUCUUAUUUAUAGAUCAAUACCAACUGCUGUCAACUGCUUCAAAGAUGAAUACAUUUCAUGGAAAAUGAGCUCAUGCCCUUAAAUUCGUGUGAUAUAUAGUAUCGUCAAUAAAGAUUAUUUGUCUUAUCAUGACAGAUGCCAAAUUUCACAGAAAAAAAAAAAAACAAGUAAAGAUGACAGCUGAACCACUGGAGUUGUAGGUAUAAGUAGGAAUCACAUUUUAUUGAUUAUCAUAUUUCAUGGGACUUUCUGUUCAAACUGCUCCUGUAAAUCUGAGGAAUAGCAGUGAAGUAGCAUGCCAAUUCAAAGCUACUGUUUCAUAUACAAUCACUCUUUAGACUAGAGUGUAAGGUAACACUUAGAUUUAACAUCAUUAUGGACUCAGUGACCAGAGCCUGGCUCCUCCAAAGUAACUGAUGAUAGUAUUCGAACCUGUGCUUUUGCCCUUGAGAUCUAAUAUGAGUUUCAUUGAGAAUUAUCUGACAAACUGAUUUCAGAAUUAGUAUUGGGGCUAUAUUCAAUAGUUUAUUUCAAAGGCAGCACACACACUUAAUGUACUUGGUCCAGAUGAUUUUAUUUUGUAUGGUAAAUGGUUAGUUUUUGUGUGUUAAAAGGGCAAUAUGUACUUUCCUAGUGUUAUUCUUGACCCCUUUUACAUUAGCCUCUUCCAUACUGCUGUUCAGUAACAGUGAUGAAACGUUGUCAUGUCAUUGUUGCGCCUUUGUACUUACACAUUGCACCCUGACAAGACGUUGUUGCAGGACAAGCCAAUGAGGCACGGCUUGUGAACACACAGGGGGAUCCACAUACACACCGCUCUGCUCUGCUCUGCCGACUCCAGCACUAUACAUCCUCCCCUCAUACCUGCCGUUCCGCUUUUGUUACUCCCUCCAGGAGAUGAUCAGAGGUGAAAUGAUUUUGACCCUCCUUGGAAAGGCAGUAAAUAAGAGCCCAUUGUCUUAUCAUGACAGGGCUGUUAUGCCUCACCUACAAAUGUAAAUGUACAUCUCACAAAGGCAUUAAAGUAAGGCAAAAGAGUUAUACCUCUGAGUCAGUAUAGGUGUGUUGACACAGAGGACAUCAUGGCCUCAGCACAGUGAAUCAGUGUUUGUUUAUAUGACGUUUAUGUCUCUUGUGCUUCUGCAACGUUGUAACACUAUGUGAAAUAUAACACACUCAAUACCUUUGUAUGAUGCAAAAUAAACUGACUUAUUGCAUCAGUCCAAGAGAAGCUGGACUUUAAAAAUACUUGUAAACACCUUAGUCCGGCUGAAACCACACAGAUGAAUUUCUCAAAGUUGAUGUAGUGCUUAAAAGAUACUCUUUUCAUAAAUGACCCUCAGGGUGACACGUGUGUUACCACAAACACAAAUUCCUCAUAUCAUGGUUGUUACAAUGCAUUUCAACCAGGGCAUUGGUCAGGCCAAGACCACUGUCCACAGUGAGGUUUUUGUAUUUAGCUGAUCUGAGCUGAGUUAAGAAAGAAAAUUAAAUUGUCAUUUUGUCUUCCUCUCUUCAGGUGUGUCUCUCUGAGUGUGAAAGCAAUGUCUCCCCCGCCUUCUACCGUGACUUCUGUCAUAAAGUGCUGUCGUCUCCAUUGCCCUCUCUCAGUGCUGCAAUGCGAAAAAGAUCUGAGGAGGAGGUGGAGGCCCUGUUUCCUCAGGAGGAGGAGGAGGAAGAGCAGCCAGAGGGAGGUCUGUUGCUGCCCAUUGCCCUGCAGAGAUUUGAUCACAUGACCCGGGCACUCGGGGUGGACGAGAGGGCUCUGGGUGUCCAGGGGAGCCAACUGAAGACUGCCUACAAUUCCCAGAACGGUCUGUCUCUUGAGGAUGAGUAUGAAGAGGAGGCAGGGCAGGAGGAUGGGGCUGCUGAUGUAGCAGCAAGAGGACAGGAUGAUUUAGGGCUGAGUGUUUCAAAGAGGUUUGGCGGCUUUGUGAAAGGGAGGCAUGGCUACAGGAAGCUGAUGUCACCGGGGAGAUCUUACCAGAAGAGAUACGGCGGAUUCAUUGGUAUCCGUAAGUCAGCUCGCAAGUGGAACAACCAAAAGCGUUUCAGCGAGUUCCUGAAGCAGUAUCUGGGGAUGAGCACUCGGGCCACUGAGUUCAACAGUGUGUCAGAGGAUCUCACCCAACAGAAUGAAGUUUAGCGGAGUGCACCUUUAAACCACUGACAUGAAACAAAGUCUUGAUGUAUUUUCGAUGAUAUUGUUUUGUAUUCCAGUCACCAAACUGUCACCAAACUGUCAAAAUUUUACAGAUUUCACCAAAAUGGAGCGCUGAAUCUGAGUUAUUGCCAAACAAGUGAAAGCUAGGCUAUAACCUGGAGGUGUGUUCAGACCAAAAGUGAAGGAAUUAUGAUGCUUUACAUGAUUACAAAGAAACUUAUUCAGACGAUCAAGUUCGCAUGAUGUUAUGUCUUAAAAAAGUCCCACAUUGCAUCUGGAAUGAGGGAUCCACAUGCCAUUCAAGAAACAAAUAGCAUGUUUGGUUGGUGUCUUUUUGAUGCAUUAAUGAAGAAGGACUCUCCUAUAAGAUUCUUUUUGAAGCUUUUUGGCUAUUGUAUUUUGAUGGAGCUGCCUUUGAGACAGGGAUAUGGUGAGAGAGGGGAAUGAUAGGAGACAUGAAGGACCAGGAUUUGGUCCUCUGACCAGCACAACAAGGGCUGCGGCCUCUGUACAUGGGGUGCCUGCUCUACCAACUGAGUUAUGCUGUUACAUAAAAAGGGAAUCUGUAACCAUGACCAAAUCAUUGGGUUAUGGUAAAUCUUUGAGCUUUUGAAUCUUGUACUAAAAGGGCAGCAUAGUGGAUAGAGUCAGAAACUGGAAGAGGCCAAACCAGAACCCCCAAACAUUUUUUUUUAAAGUUUCCUUAAUGAAAUGGUUGAUUUAGCCUCUUUUCUACAGGCUAAUUGCACUUAACUUCAAGAAAUAAACUCUGCCUAUUUGGGGUUGCUACUUCAAUAAAUCACUUUAAAUGGAUUAUAUGUCUUGUGCUCCACAGCUAACAGGACAUCAAACCGGGCAUUGGUUUACUCCAAGUAAGGCUACACUCAUAGACAGAGUUCAAACUGUUUUGCAGGGUCUAAAAUAAAACAACAGCAAUUGCAGGAUUGAAAGAAAUACAAUAUUGAGCAAACACAAUAAUUAGAUAUAAGAAAUAUUAAGACUGAUAUGAUGAACUUUUGGCUUGUAUUGGUUUUGGCACCCCUUCAUAACUUAUACCUAUUAUCUAAUGUCACGUGCAUGUGAAAAUAGUGACAGUGUAUUCACACAAAGAAACCUUAUCAUGUUGUCUUUCAACAAUAAUAUCUAUCACUCACCGGGAUAAUUGGCUGUUGAAAGAGUCAACAAAGACUGUUUUUUUUCUCAGCCUGCUGUCAGUCAUCUGGUCUGACACCCACCCCCUCACAGCAGUUUUAAGCAUUACAUCCAUUCUACGAUGAAAUAAUCAGACUUGAUGCAAAUGGUCUUGUUUGCUUUUGAAGGUCAUAUGGAGGCGUCGGUAUCAGUCUGUUUCUUAACCAGUAAAAAACCCCUCACUGUGCCUUUAAAAAUACAAGAUCAAGAAAGAAAAAUAAGACGGGCAAAAAGGAAAAGAGGAGAAAAUAUUUGAGUACUUAAAAUUUGGUGAGACUAAUGUUCAUUAAUGAUGAUGCAAACAAUGUAGUGCAGUUUGUAAAAAAGAAAAAAACAUAGAAAAUCUGUGUUUGUUAUUCAUAGAAAUCAUAAAAACUGAAUUUAACAAGUAUGCAUCAACCUGAGCAGAUGGAGAUGGCAGUUUCGUUAACCAAAGAACUUAUUUGUUUCAACCAAAACAGACUGAGUAAAAUGGCAUAAAUGUUAGAUAAAUGAGAAAAAGUCAAAGCAAAUACUUGGUUCACUUUUUGUCUGAACACAGUAAAAGACUCACUUUAGAGUCCUUUGUCUUAAUAUCUUUCCUUCAAUGUUUUGAUUAGAAAGUAAACAACUUUCUUUCAGUCUUCAUGUAUGAAUUUUUAACCAGCCUAAGCUCUCACACUGGAGACUGACACUAGUUUGCCAUGUUAAACGGAAAUUAUUCUACUGUGAUGCUAAAUUACUGAUUACUGAUUUUCUGGUCACCCUUUCUAUACAGCAGACUGUAAUGAUUAUUUUCAGAGUGGGGUCAUCUGAAAGAAAGUGUUUAAUCUUCUGAAGAGGAAGCUCCUUUCUUUUAAAAACAUAUGAGUCCCCCUCUGAACAAGUAGAACCACUUCUGUAUUUUACUACCACCUUGUGACAAAAUGUAUAACUCUCUUUUGAAAGACAAAACCAGUGUUUUUAAUGUUUUGGCAUUGAGGUUCGACUAAAGUCAGCAGUAAUGUAAAGCAUACUUUGUGUGAUUUGUGGUAAAUAAAUGAAACCAUGCAAAAACACAACUAAAAGUCAUUGUUUUUAUCACCGUGCCAAAAAUCACCUGGAACAGGUAUCAAGAUUUUUCCUUAUCUCUGGUGCAAAGUUAAACUGUAAGACUAACAGCAGUCCAACUUCAUGUGCUACUGUACUAUCUGUCUGCCAGGCUGGUGUUAUGAUCAUGUGAGCGUCUACUCUGACUGGCUCUUGUGUCCUGAUGCUGGCUUCCUCCAUGUACAAACAAUGUUUGUUUUGUUUAUUUAAACUGUAAUGGUGUGAGGUGUUUUGUUGCCCACUAUGACAACCUGUAAAUAGCUGAAUUUAAACAUGUCAAUAAAAAUAGUUUACUAUUUCCUUUGUGGCUUGUCAUGCAGCAACUGA
Xyrichtys novacula (pearly razorfish) is the source of this 24977-nucleotide messenger RNA. The record is from the annotation of a GenBank genome assembly. Lineage: Eukaryota; Metazoa; Chordata; Actinopteri; Labriformes; Labridae.